UACUCGAAUAACGCAUUGGAGAAUUUAAUUCUUUGCUUUGUUUAAUAAAACUAAGUUACCACAUUUACUUGUAAUUUUGUAAUACAAAUUUCACAAAAAACCAAGAAAUACACGCACCGGAGCUGUGAUUAAAUUUUGUCAAAAGCGGAAGGAAAUCUAAAGGGAAGGAAAUAAUACAGUGGUUACACUUUAAUUAAUAUUGCUACCGGCCGUUGUAUGCGCGUUUUAAGCCGCCACUGGAUAGUAAACGGCGUCAAAUUAAUUUUCAACGGCACCAUAUGUUCAUUUCUUAUUCACGCUGGCAAUGCGCUCGUCCAAAACAACGACAAAAGGAAACUUUCUUGCAAAGUGCCUUAAUUUUACAAAUAAUCGUAUUGGAAACUAAUUAAUAUGAUAAAAACUUUGUUAAUUCCAUUGUAGUGAUAGCAAUAGAAACAAACGUGUGUAUAAUAUUGAAUUGUGUGGUUGGGCGAAUCUAAAAUAUGGCACUGCUAUGAAACUUGCUAAAGUACAGGCAGUAUACGCAAAAACAAAAACAAAAAAAGAAAACUCUACAAGCAACAGGAAGUUCCUUGAACAAAAAUAUACAAAUAGGGCCAACAAGUGAUUAUUGACCAGUAAACAAACAAAAACUACUUUUUCGGCGAUCACUUACCUUCAUCGAUACAUAUUGAAUAGCAAAGCCACCAUGUUGAAUUGUUUCAGCGCAAUGAGUGUGCCCACAUUGGGAGAGAUGGAGCAAACCAUUUGUAUGCUUGAACGUGGCACCAUAAUCACCAAGCUCUAUUCUAAGCAUCGCCCAGAACAGCGUCGUCUGAUGUUGGUGCGGGAAACUCGUCAGCUUCUAUGGUCUUCAGUUAUGGCGGAUACACGUACCGAUUAUGAAGGAUCGCUGGAAUUGCGUGAAAUACGAGAGAUACGAGUUGGAAAGUGCUCGAAAGAAUUUCGCAAUUGUGCUGAAGAUUCGAAACGCUUCGAGCCGGCCAAGUGCUUUGUCGUGCUACAUGGCAGUGCAUUUAAACUAAAGACCUUCUCAGUUGUAGCACUAUCGGAACAAGAGGCAGACAAUUGGGUACGCGGUCUUCGCUACAUGGUGCAGGACACCGUGACUGCACCCUAUCCACUGCAAGUAGAACGUUGGCUUCGUCGUGAAUAUUAUGCUAUUGAAAACUCAAGCAUGCAGUCUUCCAAAGAUGGUGGUCAGGUAACAGUUAAAGAUUUUAAAACGUUUUUGGCGAGUAUUAGCUGCAAAAUGACCACCAGCAAGCUGAUGGAAUGUUUCUCUGAAGAUGAUGUUAGGCGUAAAAAUGACUUACGCUUUGAUGAUUUUUCCAGAUUGUACCGAAAGUUAUUGUUGCCACAUAACUUUCUGGAAGAAAUCUUUUAUAGCACACCUGGCACAUUUCCAUACUCGAAAAAUGGCGAAGCAGUAACACUACGUGAAUUCCAAAAUUUUUUGAUACAGGAGCAACAUGAGAUUAUGGGACGCGAUGAUGCAUCCGUUUCAAACUUCAUACGUGACUUCUUGCAAGACGUUGAACGCGAUGUGCAAGAGCCUUAUUUCACACCGAGUGAAUUUCUUGAUUAUCUCUUCUCUAAACACAACGAUCUCUGGGAUCGGAACUGUGAUCGUAUUUACAUGGACAUGAAACAACCUAUAUCUGCCUACUGGAUAGCGUCGUCGCACAACACUUAUCUCACAGGCGACCAGUUUUCCAGUGAAUCGUCAUGUGAAGCAUAUGCGCGAGCUUUGCGCAUGGGUUGUCGUUGUAUAGAGCUAGACUGCUGGAAUGGGGCCGAUAAUCUGCCUUAUAUUUUUCACGGCCACACGAUGACUUCAAAAAUUAAAUUUAAAGAUGUGAUCAAAACGAUAAAAGAACACGCGUUUGUAACAUCCGAGUAUCCAGUGAUUUUAUCAAUUGAGCAGAACUGUUCAUUGGAGCAGCAGCGUAACAUGGCGCAGGCGUUAAUUGAGGUCUUCGGUGACAUGCUGCUGACCCAGCGUUGUGAUCGCGCCGAAGUACAACUUCCAUCGCCACAUCAACUGCGUCGCAAAAUUAUACUUAAACAUAAAAAACUGCCCGAAUAUGAAGACGGUUGCCCUGGUGGGCCGAGUAUAGUAGGUGGUGGCUCUGGUAUCUCGUCGAACAGUGGAAGUAGAUCGUCCAUCAGCGGUGGUACUGGUGAUGAUAAUGAAAACGUUCGCAAUUUCCUUAAAGAGGGAAUGUUAUACUUCAAGGAUCCGGUGGACAAGGCUUGGAACCUGUAUCAUUUCGUAUUAACACAGCAGCAAUUAAUUUAUUCUUCGCACACUGAUGAAAACAAUGUUGGAAGCGCUGAUGACGAGGACAACGCUAUGUCCCAGGGUUCAUCAUUAGCAUUAAUGCCCAAAUCAAAGGAUAAUUUUGUCAAUGAUGAGCUGCACUUUGGUGAAAAUUGGUUCCAUGGAAAAUUGGAAGGUGGUCGUCAAGAGGCUGAUCAACUCUUGGAGGCUUAUAAGCAUCUUGGUGAUGGCACAUUUUUAGUGCGCGAGUCUGCCACGUUUGUGGGUGAUUAUAGUUUGUCAUUUUGGCGUCGCAAUCGCCCUAAUCACUGUCGCAUUAAGCUGAAACAUGAGAAUGGCGCCACCAAAUACUAUCUAGUCGAUAAUUUUGUCUUCGAUUCGCUGUACUCACUUAUUGUGUACUAUCGUAAAAACAUGCUACGCAGCUCAGAGUUCUCGAUCACGCUGAAGGAGCCAGUGCCGCAACCCAAAAAGCAUGAAACACAGGAAUGGUUUCAUCCAAAUACAACCAAAGAACAGGCAGAGCAAGUGCUCAUCAAACUCGAUGUGGGUUCAUUCCUUGUGCGUCCUUCGGUACAAAGUACUAAUGCAUUUGUCAUAUCAUUCAGAAUAAAUCGCAAAAUCAAGCAUUGUCGCAUCAUGCAGGAGGGUCGCCUCUAUGUUGUGGACACCAUACAAUUUGAAUCUCUUGUAUCGCUAGUCAAUUAUUACAUGAGAAACCCGCUUUAUCGAAAUGUUAAACUGAUGUACCCGGUGUCUCAAGAAUUACUGCGUCAAAAGCUCUUGGCCUGUCAGACAUCAAUGGAGCAUCAUAAUGGCGGCGACUUCAAUGAUGCAUCCAGCUAUAUGGAUCCUAGUUUGGAUGAUCGUGUGACAUGUAAAGCGCUUUAUAGUUACAAAGCUAAUAAACCGGACGAAUUGUCAUUUCCAAAGCAUGCGAUUAUCACAAAUGUGCAAAGAAAUACGUCAAUGUGGUGGCGCGGCGAUUAUGGUGGCAUGGUGCAGCGUCACUUUCCGGCAAAUUAUGUUAAGGUGAUAGACUCUGCCGGCGAUGAUUACAAUUCGUUUAGCGACGAAAAUAACAGCGAAAAUGUCUCACGCACCGAUUCCAUUGACAUACAUGGCGCCAUUGUACACUUGUCUGAAUCAAAUGAGCCCGGCAUUUUGUUCCAGUUGCAAAUUCAGACACCCACCAUGCAAAAUUCAUUUAUCAUAGGGUUUGAUAAUCAAGAGUUGGCUUACGAUUGGAUCAAAGCCAUACAGGAGGGCGCGCAAAUCGCCAAUCAACUGGCGACAGAACGUCGUAAGAAAGAACGUUCUGCACGUGUAGCCAAGGAGAUGUCCGAUUUGAUCAUAUACUUCCGCAGUGUGCCAUUCCGUGAACAUUCCUGGGUAUUCUACGAAAUGUCCAGCUUCCCAGAAACCAAAGCCGAGAAACAGUUCCUGCAGCAAAACUGUAUGCUCUUUCUACAAUAUCACCGCAACCAAAUCAGUCGCGUUUAUCCAAAGGGUCAACGUUUAGAUUCAUCUAAUUUCAAUCCGGUACCAUUUUGGAAUGUGGGCUCACAAAUGAUUGCACUCAACUACCAAACCGGUGACAAAGCCAUGCAACUGAAUCAAGCGAAAUUUCGAGACAAUGGUAAUUGUGGUUAUUUGCUAAAGCCAAAAUUUAUGCAAGUCGAUGGCUUUGAUCCGAAUAACCCACUAGCCAUCAGCGCAUUGGAGGAGCGAUUCAUAACGAUACGUAUCAUUGCCGGAAGGCAUUUGUUCCGCGGCGGCAGAUCAAAUAAUCCUUUAGUUACGGUGGAAAUAUGCGGCGCUAGUUUUGAUACGGGCACUAAGCAUCGUACUAAAGUAAGCGAGAAUGGCUUCAACCCAGUGUGGAAUGAAAGCUGUGAGUUCACCGUUCGCAAUCCACAUUUCGCGCUGCUACGUUUCGAAGUACAGGACGAAGAUAUGUUUGCAGAGACGCAUUUCAUUGCAGAGGCAUGUUAUCCAUUGAAUUGCAUUCGAACGGGUUAUCGCAGCGUCACGCUGCGCAAUAAAUUUAGCGAGGAGCUGGAGUUGGCAUCGCUGCUAGUGCAUGUUGACGUGAAACAUGCGCCCACGAGUGCGGCUAAUGAGCACACCGUUGUGGUGGGAUUCUAAAGAA
Messenger RNA from Rhagoletis zephyria (snowberry fruit fly), 4436 nucleotides. RefSeq names its product small wing phospholipase C gamma 1 (gene sl). Lineage: Eukaryota; Metazoa; Arthropoda; Insecta; Diptera; Tephritidae. The record is from RefSeq and is a predicted model, not a curated record. Gene Ontology annotation, cellular component: ruffle membrane. Gene Ontology annotation, molecular function: protein binding; phosphatidylinositol-4,5-bisphosphate phospholipase C activity. Gene Ontology annotation, biological process: phospholipid catabolic process; phosphatidylinositol-mediated signaling; positive regulation of epithelial cell migration.